UGCAUCGAUGGAUCGCUCAUGAAUGAUGUAGGUGUUGUGAUUUUUUGUAAUCCACAUUCCACACUUCACUUUUUCUCGCCAAAAGCACACUAUCCGACUAUCGUCUUAAAACAAGUUCUUCCAGUGACAUUGAGAGCAGCUACGUGGUGGCCGGUGGAACGAACUAGCAGCUGUUCGACCGGUCUGUUAUCAUAAUUUACCAACGUUUUCGUUCGAGAUAACCACACACGUCUUGCCGUCUUGGUGUUAGCUGUUUGCUAAUGGAAAGUUAUAGCUUAGCUGUUUAGCACUCGGCAGUAUAGAUUAUAGAAUAGUUGCAGUUGCAGGUAGCAUGAUUGUAGUUGUUGCUUGAUUCGUUGAGUUUUUAAUUAAUUUAUUAUUUAUUUUUUAUAAUUUUAAUUCGAUUUUUAUUCAGAUAAUAUUAUUUCAAAAACACUUUAACACAAAAAUUAUCGGUACACAUUUUUUUAGCUAUUUUAAAGUAUUUAUUUUAUAAAAAUUAUAUAUUAUUGUCAAUUGUCAUUAACGUAAUGGACGGAUCAAAAAAAUUUGUAAGUCCUUUUUACCGACCCUGGAUGACAACGUAUGGAGCUGCUGCACCAGCUGGUGGAUCUAACAAGGGCUUGAAAGGCAUUGUUGCUGGUGGAAUUACUGGAGGUAUCGAAAUAUGUAUUACUUAUCCAACAGAAUAUGUAAAAACACAAAUUCAACUCGAUGAAAAAGCUGGUGCUAGAAAAUAUAAUGGAAUAAUGGAUUGUGUUAAGAAAACUGUAAAAAGCCAUGGUGUUUUUGGCUUAUAUCGUGGGCUUAGUGUGUUACUUUAUGGAUCUAUUCCAAAAUCAGCUGUUAGGUUUGGUGCAUUUGAAGCUCUCAGUACUCAAAUUGGUGGCAACGGAGAAUUAACAGCUACUCAAAGAGUGUUGUGUGGUCUUGGCGCUGGUGUGUCUGAAGCCAUACUUGCAGUCACCCCGAUGGAAACCGUGAAAGUGAAAUUUAUUAAUGAUCAAAGGCUGGAAAAACCUAGGUUCAAAGGUUUUUUCCAUGGGACCAGUAUUAUCAUCAGAGAACAAGGUAUUAGUGGUGUUUAUCAAGGAUUAAUGCCAACUAUAUUGAAACAAGGUACUAACCAAGCAAUUAGAUUUUAUGUAAUGGGUGCAUUAAAAAAUCUCUACAAGGGAGAUGAUCCUAACAAACCGGUACCUAAACUAUUGGUUGGAGUUUUUGGUAUGGCAGCAGGUGCCGCCAGUGUUUAUGGUAAUACACCAUUGGAUGUUGUUAAGACACGUAUGCAAGGACUAGAAGCACAUAAAUACAAGAGCACAGUUGACUGCAUGCUCCAAAUAUGGAAAAAAGAAGGACCUACAGCGUUUUACAAAGGAACUGUACCUCGACUUAGCAGAGUGUGUUUGGAUGUUGGUAUAACUUUCAUGAUUUAUGAUUCAUUCAUGGAUCUCUUCAAAAAAGUCUGGCCUUGAGUUAUCUAAUCAAAAAAAAAAAAUAUAUCAACAACUAUAUGAAAAUAUUAGUAAAAGUAAAAAGAACACUGUGCAACCUUAUCCCUUUUCUGGAUAAUCUCAGUUUACUGCACAUAUUUUUCACCUAAUUAUCAAUAUAUUAAUCAAUAUUCUGUCAACUAUACUUUUUAAAUGUUUUUUUUUAUUGCUCUAAUUUUAAAAUUAGAAUGAAAAAUUAAAAUCUUUUAAAUGUUGUUAUUUUUGUAAUAAAUUAUCAGGUAAAAAAUAAAUUAUUUUUAUUGGAAAUUUUUACAUUCCAAAAUGAAUAAGACGCACACAUUUUUUUGUAAUAAUUAUUUAAAUUGUUUUGUGUUUUUUUUUUUUUUUUUUUAGUUAAAAAAUUAUUAAUUGGUUAUUUUAGUUUUUCAUUAAACAAUUAAAAUGUUUGUGUUUUAUAUUAUAUAAUAUAUUUAGAUAUAUAUAUUUUUUUGAGAUAUAGUUUUUUCUUUGUGUUCACAAUAUUUAAAUUGUUGGGGUUUGUUUAUUUGUCUGUUAGUACUUAAGAUUUGAUGUUAUUAUUUUUUUUUUUUAUGGGAGCUGAAAAAUUAACAAUCGAUUAAUCAAGAAUAAUAUUUGCCAUUCAAUAAGGUUUAUGACAAUAAGUAGAGAUGUAUUGCAUUUUUACCUUUAUUUUAUCAAGAACAAGAUCUAUCUAUAUAUUUUUUAUAUACUGAGAACUUUGAAAACACAUUUAAACUAUUUAAUCUAGUCUAAAAAUAUAAUUUUAUAGAUUAUUUACAUUUUGAAUGUUUCGUACUCAUUUUGCCAUAAUUAUUUAAAUUUAUAGACUUCUGUAUGUAUAUUGAUUAUUGUUAUAAAUUUUUGUGUAUGAUAUAUUUUUGUCAUGUUUUGUAAGACUUGAAUAUGUUUAAAUAUAACAUAACAAAGUGUAUAACAAUACACUAUGUAUGUAUAGAGUGUAUCAUAGAUAUUUGAAAAUUUUAUAAUAAAAUGCUUUUAAACAUAUCACAUAUAUAUGAUACACUCUGUAUGUAAAAAAUAAAAAAAUAAUUAUUGAACAAUUAAAACACUGUUAAUAGUAUGAUUGAUAAAUAUACCUACAUUUAUUUUAGUUUUGUCAUAUUGUCGUACAACUUUUUAACAGAUUUUUAUAACUUAUGUGUAAUUUGUGUAUCCUAAUUCCUUACAUACAAUUCAAGUAUAAUAAUGCAUUUAUAAAAUUAAUCUGGGUUCUUAAUUUCUUUUUAAUUAGGUAUAUUUUUUUUUUAAGAAUGAUUUUGUAUUGUUAUAAUUAGGAAAAAUACUAAUCUUUUGUAUGAGUUCAUCUAAAUCUAAAAUGUAAUGUAUAAAUACAAUAUUUAACAAACAAUAAAGAAUGUUAACAUAAUA
This is a messenger RNA of Aphis gossypii (cotton aphid), 2864 nucleotides long. RefSeq names its product tricarboxylate transport protein B, mitochondrial (gene sea). Gene Ontology annotation, biological process: mitochondrial citrate transmembrane transport. Lineage: Eukaryota; Metazoa; Arthropoda; Insecta; Hemiptera; Aphididae. The coding region runs from base 531 to 1475 and encodes 314 amino acids. The transcript has 6 exons. The record is from RefSeq and is a predicted model, not a curated record.